GUAGGACAUCGGGUCUGCCAUAUCGGCCUUUUGCUGUGGCUGAGAGAUAGGCGACGAGAGUAAUGAAAGGGAUCCGAGCUCUAAGUCAUCUCUCCAGACGAUGCUACGCAGCUGGGAGGAGCGGUGCCCUGACAGAGCCCUUGGCUGGCCUGAAGGCUGGGGUUCCCCUUCCUCCCCAGAGUGCCCAGGUGUCCAAGCUACCUAAUGGUCUAGUGAUAGCGUCGCUGGAGAACAACUCGCCCGUGUCCAGUGUUGGUGUGUUUGUGAAAGCUGGCAGUCGUUAUGAGGCAGUGGAGAACCAGGGAGUCUGUCACAUCCUGCGCUUGGCAGCCAACUUGACCACUAAGGGGGCAUCUGCUUUUAGGAUCUGUCGUGGUGUGGAGGCGGUGGGGGGUGGUCUGAGUGUAAGGUCAUCGAGGGAGACCAUGGUUUACUCUGUGGAGUGUUUGAGAGACCACGUAGACACAGUUAUGGAGUACCUUAUCAAUGUGACCACAGCCCCAGAGUUCCGGCCGUGGGAGGUGAACGACCUGACCUCCAGGGUGAAAGUGGACAAGGCCCUUGCCCACCAGUGUCCACAGAUAGGUGUAAUUGAGAAAUUACAUGAAGCUGCUUACAAAAACGCCCUGUCCAACUCCCUGUACUGUCCUGACUACAUGAUUGGCAAAGUCACUAGUGAAGAGCUGCUGUCCUUUGUCAAUGACAAUUUCACCAGUGGAAGAAUGGCUUUAGUCGGACUAGGUGUGAAGCACUCUGUGCUGCAGCAGGUAGGAGAGCAGUUCCUCAGUGUCCGCACUGGUGCUGGAUCCCCUGGGGCCAAGGCUAUAUACCGUGGAGGUGAGCUACGGGUGCAGAACGGAGACAGUCUGGUCCACACACUGAUCACCAGUGAGGGAGCUGUGACUGGCUCAGCGGAGGCCAAUGCCUUCAGUGUCCUGCAAAGGGUUUUGGGAGCUGGUCCACAUGUCAAGAGAGGCUCCAAUGCCACCAGUAAACUGAGCCAGGGAAUUGCCAAGGCAACCACACAGCCCUUUGAUGCCACUGCAUUCAAUGUCACAUACAGUGACUCCGGUCUCUUUGGAAUCUACACCAUCGCCCAAGACGAAUCUGCAGGAAGGGUGAUCAAAGCCGCACUUGCUCAAGUGACAGGUGUUGCCCAGGGUGGUGUAUCCGAAGAGGAUGUCACAAGAGCAAAGAACCAGUUGAAAGCAGACUACCUGAUGUCCAUAGAGAGUUCUGAAGGCAUGUUGGAGGAGAUGGGAGCUCAGGCCCUAUCCAAUGAAGCAUACCUUGCGCCAGACACUGUGACCCAGAGCAUUGACUCUGUCAGCCUCGUAGACGUUGUCAACGCUGCAAAAAAGUUUGUGGACGGUAAGAAAUCAAUGGCAGCUAGCGGUCACCUGGCCAACACACCUUUUCUGGAUGAAUUGUGAAAAGAAACCAACAAUACAACAAAACUGUAAACAUUGUGAUCUGAUUUUGCCUAGCUGUGUUCUCCAGAAUAAAUAAAAAUCUGGCUCUGAUAUGCAAAUUACUACUUCUCAAAGCAAAUGAUAAUCCUUUGUUGUCACCAAUCAUUUUGAAUUGAAAAAGAACAACAGUAAAAAAAAAAUGUCAAUUUCACUGUAUAUGUAAUGUAAAUUCAUUAAAUGGUCUAUAUACAUUAA
This is a messenger RNA of Esox lucius (northern pike), 1667 nucleotides long. Its product is annotated as cytochrome b-c1 complex subunit 2, mitochondrial. The coding region runs from base 63 to 1433 and encodes 456 amino acids. Gene Ontology annotation, molecular function: metal ion binding. NCBI's taxonomy places the organism in Eukaryota, Metazoa, Chordata, Actinopteri, Esociformes, Esocidae. The record is from RefSeq and is a predicted model, not a curated record. The transcript has 14 exons. Gene Ontology annotation, cellular component: mitochondrion.